AUGUUCAGAUGCAGUUCACUAGUGCCUGUGUUGUUUCUCAUGUCCACACUUGCUGGCGCGGUCACGUGGCAGCUACCCUUCGAGUCUGAGGGCCGACAGCUGUUCGAGUUGGAGCGCACCCUGUGUCCAGACGACACGGCCGCCGACCCCGACGGCUCCUCUUGUUCCGAGGGCGCGGAGUCCGCCCCCCGUCAGUUGUUCCUGCACGUGUCGAGCGCGUGCUCGUCUCCGGUGCGCGUGUCCCUGCGGGCGUCCCUGCCCCCCGCCUGGAGACUCCACCUGCAUCAGCCGCUGUCCGUCACCGCCACCAUAUCCUCUCCGCGCGUGUUGUUCUACGAGUUCUCGGAGGGUCAGAGCAGCGUGCGCCUCACACUGUCGUCGGAGGCGGACGUGUGCGCCACCAUCUCCGUACAACAGUACCAAUGUCCCAUAGCCCAGUCUCUGCCGGAGGUGUCGGUGGUGGGACUCCGUAUGACCAUGCUGCGGUCCAGCAGCGUGCAGCUGUUGCGGUCGGACUUCCCGCGAGGGUUCUACGUAGUGUCCUUGGUGCGGGACACGGAUCAGGCGUGCGGCGGAGACUCCGAGGACGGCUCCGACUGGUUGUUCGAGGAGGUGUUCAAGGGGCGGGAGGUGGUGACGCGCGGAGAACAACGACGCAAAGACCUCACCGUCGCCGUACAGCCGGCGCUGAGCCGCACGCAGUACCUGGUGGCGUCGGUGUCCACGCUGGUGGUGUUCCUCAGUUUCUACAUUCUGUUCGGUGUGCUGGUGGCCGCUCAGCGCUGGCCUCCCUUCGCCCGCGUGGUGGCUCCUCGCGCCGUGUUGGCCUCCUCCCCGGACACCAGCGCGGUGGAGCGCGCGGAGGGCCGGUCGGAGGUCGCGGGCCAGGAGCCUCGCCGCCGCCUCUCCGACGCCACAUUCGAUAGCAGCGACGCGAGCGACUCCGAUGAAGAGCAGGUCAACGACUCGGUGACGACCACCACCGGCCCGGGACACGACGAGCGGACCCAGGGGGGGAGAGGAGCUGACACCGGGCCCGGACCUGAUGGACCUCAGCCGGCUGCAGCCGUCACCUCCGAGGAACAGGGUCCGUUCGGCCUGCCCGCGCGCCUGCACCUGGCGGCGCUGGCUCGUCGCGGCGGCCGCACGCUCCGCGCCCGCUCGGACCGCUACCUGUCCAUGUUGUACACGGUGUCCGUGUUCUACGCGCUGCCCGUCAUCCAGUUCAUCACCGCCUUCCAGAUCAUCCUGAACGUGUCGGGGUCGCUGGACAUCUGUUACUACAACUUCCUGUGUUCUCACCGCGCCGGCGCCCUGUCCGACUUCAACCACGUGUUCUCCAACCUGGGCUACUUGCUGCUCGGCGCGCUGUUCAUGCUGCAGGUGCGGCGCCGGCGACUGGCACGGAAGAGACAACCCAGACAUCAGGAGUACGGCAUCCCGGCUCACUACGGGCUGCUGUCGUCUCUGGGCGCCGGCAUGAUGGUGGUGGGCGUGCUCUCCGCCUCCUACCACGUGUGUCCCAACGGACUCAACUUCCAGUUCGACACGGCCUUCAUGUACGUGCUGGCGGUGCUGAUGAUGGUCAAGAUCUACCAGUCCCGCCACCCCGACGUCAAUGCGCGCGCACACGCCACCUUCGGCGUGCUCGCCGUGCUCAUAGCCCUCGUGGUGUGGGGCGUGCUGGGCGGCGGGCCGGUGUUCUACGGCCUGUUCACGGUGAUCCACGUGUUCACGUUCCUGCUGCUGUCUCUCCGUAUCUACUACGUGGGACAGUUCCGCCUCGGUGACCAUGACUCCCUACCGUCGUUCCGUUCGCUCCUCGUCCUCCCACUGACUGACCCUGUCACUUCUCAUGUUCUAGAGAAGCAGUCGUUGGCGGCGGCCACGUCGGAGCUGCGUCGUCCCCGGUACGUCACUCGCCUGGUGCUGCUCCUCAUCGCCAACGCCCUCAACUGGCUGCUCGCCAUAUACGGGCUGCUCCAACAUAAGCGCGACUUCGCGGGCCACAUGCUGCAGAUCCUGCUGGGUAACGCGCUGGUGCACCUGUGCUGCUACCUGGGCAUGAAGCUGUCCCACGGCGAGCGCCUCCGCUGGUACGCGUGGCUGCUGCUGGCGGGCGCGGCGGCGGCCUGGGUGCCCGCGCUGUACUUCUUCCUGUCGGGCUCCACGGACUGGUCGUCGCCGCCGGCCCUGUCCCGUCACCGUAACCACGAGUGCUCGCUGCUCCAGUUCUACGACUCGCACGACCUGUGGCACAUGCUGUCGGCCGUGGCGCUGUACCUCACCUUCAGCGUGCUGCUCACGUGGGACGACGGGCUGUCCGCCGUCAAGAGGACCGACAUCCCGGUCUUCUGA
Molecule: messenger RNA, 2358 nt
Organism: Danaus chrysippus (African queen)
Lineage: Eukaryota; Metazoa; Arthropoda; Insecta; Lepidoptera; Nymphalidae
Source: the annotation of a GenBank genome assembly